GAACGGCACUAGCAAGCUCUGGAGGAUAAGCCAGGAAUCUGGAAUGGAGACUGAGCCAAAGACCCUGGAGCCAUCUCAGCCUCAUAAAAGGGGAUCAAGCAGGAGCAGUUUGGGAGAAACCUGUGAAGGGCCUGAUUUGCAGCAUCAUGAUGGGCCUGUCCGUGGCCUCUGCUGUGAUCCUGGCGUCCCUCUUGAGUCUCCACCUUGGAACUGCCACACGUGGGACUGACAUAGCCAAGACAUGCUGCUUCCAACACAGCCACAAGUCCCUUCCCUGGACCCGGGUGCAAAGCUAUGAAUUCACCAGUAGCAGCUGCUCCCAGCAGGCUGUAAUAUUCACUACCAAAAGAGGCAAGAAAGUCUGUACCAAUCCAAAGAAAAAAUGGGUGCAAAGAUACAUUUCUUUAUUGAAAACUCAGAAACAAUUGUGACUCAGCUGAAUUUUUAUCCGAGGACGCCUGGACCCGGCUCUUGGCUCUGCAGCCCUCAGAGGGGGGCCUGCAGGAUCUUUUCCGAAGGUUCCAUGGGCCUGCUGGGGAGGAGUGAGUGUUUUCUCCCAGAGAUACUUUAAUAAAGGUUCUUCAUAGAGUUGA
This is a messenger RNA of Macaca mulatta (Rhesus monkey), 593 nucleotides long. The record is from RefSeq and is a predicted model, not a curated record. NCBI's taxonomy places the organism in Eukaryota, Metazoa, Chordata, Mammalia, Primates, Cercopithecidae.